Dendrobium catenatum is the source of this 623-nucleotide messenger RNA. RefSeq lists its product as uncharacterized. The record is from RefSeq and is a predicted model, not a curated record. NCBI's taxonomy places the organism in Eukaryota, Viridiplantae, Streptophyta, Magnoliopsida, Asparagales, Orchidaceae. The transcript has 2 exons. The annotation marks the transcript as partial.
CUCAGAUGAUGAUGGCUGUGACACAGUUGAUCCAGCGUUCUCAAGAGCAGCCACAACCUAGUUUUCAGAAGGAGACACCUAAAGAGACUUUAGUGGAUAAACAUUUGAAGAUAUUUCAGGACAUGCGACCACCACUCUUUACGGGAGCAGGAGAGCCCAUAGAUGCAGAGAAUUGGCUUUUAAGGGUGGAGAAAAUUUUGGAGAGCAUGCACUGUCCAGCAGAUAGAAGGGUGACCCUAGCCACUUUUGCUCUGGAUGGCGAAGCAGAAAGAUGGUGGAGAGGACUGAUGUUAGAAAAGUACAGUGGUCGUGAUGCAUCUCGGAUUCUAUGGGAAGACUUUGUAGAAGUCUUUAGAGACUGGUUUGUGCCUCUUACUGCAAGGAGGCAGAUGCAGGAGCGCUUCAUUAGAUUGGUGCAAGGAGAGAAGACUGUUAUGCAAUAUGAAGCUGAAUUUACCAUGUUGUCUCGAUAUGCACCCCAGAUUAUUCCUAAUACUGAGGAGAAGUGUCAAAGAUUUUUGGCAGGACUUCGUGAUGCUAUCCGUCAGCCACUGAUCCCUCUUAGUUUUGAGGACUAUCCCGCUUUGGUUGGAAAAGCAAGAAAGAUAGAGAUUGACUUUCAG